AUGCCUCCUCCUUAUUCCGCGUUAACCUCGCGCUACGAGAACAAGCGGCGCACACUUAAUAUUCAUCUCUCCGCUCUGCUCGGUCUUCCUAGCGUACCGCGUGAAUCGGCUUCCGAGUUACAAUCUUUACAUGAUAAAGUUGCGGCCGCUCUAAAAUCCUUCUCGAAUUUGGAUCGCAAUACCGACAACCUCUGGAACGAUAUGCUCGUAUACCUUGUCACGCAGAAACUCGAUCCGAUCACGCGGAGGGCUUGGAAUUUACAGGAAAGCGGUCGCGACGAUCCGCCUACGUACGACGAUCUUAAACGCUUUCUCGAACAUCGCAUUCGCGGAUUGGAAAACAACGCAAUCGGCGCCCCCGUGAAGCCCGGUGCAAAAACCGCUCCAUCCGAUCGCGUUCACGCUGCUACCGCGUCAGCGAACGUGCCGCCAAAGUGCCCGCUAUGCGACACGCCCCAUUAUCUAAAUUCCUGCGUUAAAUUCAGGGAAAAGAAUCCGAAUCAACGUCGAGAAAUGGUGAAGCAGCAAAAACGUUGUUUCAAUUGCUUGAGCGAAAAGCAUACAGUUAUGUCGUGCAAAAGUAAAUUCUCAUGUCGAGUUUGCAAGAAACGGCAUCAUUCGCUUCUCCAUCUCGAUUCGGAUUCUUCUUCCAUCGCUCUCGAAGCGGCGUCACCUAGUUGCUCGUCGUCCGUCGCUCCAGCUGAAAAAACCGAGGUGAAUUCUCUUACCGCUUCGACCGCGCCGCGACGUCGAACGCAUGUACUCCUCGCGACCGCGUGGGUAACGGUGCGGACGCCGUCGGGCCGCACCGCCGUCGUGCGAGCCCUGCUCGACCAAAGCUCCGAAAUGACCUUUAUUUCCGAGUCAUUGGCGCAACUCCUGCGAGCAAAACGCCGUCGCAUGCCCAUCUCCGUCACCGCCGUCGGUGGUAUACACGCCGGCACUUUUAAACAUGCGACACAGAUAUUUAUUUCCCCGCGUAACGCUUCUGCUCCGGCUUAUUCAACUGACGCGCUCAUUCUCGGCUCGUUAACUACUUACGUUCCAAAGCGCGGUGUAGAUAUUUCGGCGUUCACGCACCUUUCGGAUUUAUCGUGGGCCGACCCGGAUCCGACAAGUUUCGAUCCCAUCAGAAUUAUCAUUGGGGCCGAUCUAUACAGUACUUUACUUCUUGGCGGCGUCCGCAAGGGAGACGUCGGCCAGCCGAUCGCCCAAAAUUCCGUUCUUGGAUGGAUUAUUUCCGGACCGAUUGAUUUUCCCGCGGCGAGAUCCCCGUCGCACUCAUCCAUACAGAGCUCUCACGCCAGUAUCUCCACACACCAAAUUUCGUGUUCUCCUGCUCUCGAGGAUGAGCUUCGUCGUUUUUGGGAAGUCGAGGAACUUCCACGCCAAUCUAUUCUCUCGCCGCAAGAGAGACAAUGCGAAACGCAUUUCCGAGAGACUCAUUCUCGCAAUUCCGAUGGGCGAUAUAUCGUUCGCCUUCCGUUUAAAUCCCCUCCCCCUCUCGAUAUCGGAGCGUCGCGUCUCCAAGCCGAGCGUAUGUUAAACACGUUAACGCGGCGGUUUAAAAGCAAUUCGGCAUUGGCAAUCGAAUAUCGAAAAUUUCUCGCGGAAUAUGAACGUCUUGAUCACAUGCGACCUUCGCCUCAACCGCAGAGCGAAACCAUGCAGUGUGUUUACAUUCCGCAUCACGGGGUAAUCCGAGAAAAUAACGCUACCAUCCCUCUCCUUGUGUUCAAUGCAUCAAGCGCCACUUCCAACGGGUCUUCGUUAAAUGACCAUUUACUCGCCGGUCCGAAAUUAUAA
Monomorium pharaonis (pharaoh ant) is the source of this 1806-nucleotide messenger RNA. RefSeq lists its product as uncharacterized. The record is from RefSeq and is a predicted model, not a curated record. Bases 1 to 1806 code for a protein of 601 amino acids. Lineage: Eukaryota; Metazoa; Arthropoda; Insecta; Hymenoptera; Formicidae. The transcript has a single exon.